AUGAAGGGGAUGUUUAGUUUCAUGAGGACACCACUAACCCGGUUAUAUGUCGUGUCUGAGAGAAGCGGUGUCUCGUCCGUACCAUUCCCUCCUGAGAGACGAUGUGCCCCAUCUGUACAAUUCCCUCCUGAGAGACGAUGUGCCCCAUCUGUACAAUUCCCUCUUGAGAGACGAUGUGCCCCAUCUGUACCAUUCCCUCCAGAGAGACGAUGUGCCCCAUCUGUACCAUUCCCUCCAGAGGGACGAUGUGUCCCAUCUGUACCAUUCCCUCCAGAGAGACGAUGUGUCCCAUCUGUACCAUUCCCUCCUGAGAGACGAUGUGCCCCAUCUGUACCAUUCCCUCUUGAGCGACGAUGUGCCCCAUCUGUACCAUUCACUCCUGAGAGACGAUGUGCCCCAUCUGUACCAUUCCCUCCUGAGAGACGAUGUGUCCCAUCUGUACCAUUCCCUCCUGAGAGACGAUGUGCCCCAUCUGUACCAUUCCCUCCUGAGAGACGAUGUGUCCCAUCUGUACCAUUCCCUCCUGAGAGACGAUGUGCCCCAUCUGUACCAUUCACUCCUGAGAGACGAUGUGUCCCAUCUGUACCAUUCCCUCCUGAGAGACGAUGUGUCCCAUCUGUACCAUUCACUCCUGAGAGACGAUGUGCCCCAUCUGUACAAUUCCCUCCUGAGAGACGAUGUGCCCCAUCUGUACCAUUCCCUCUUGAGCGACGAUGUGUCCCAUCUGUACCAUUCCCUCCUGAGAGACGAUGUGCCCCAUCUGUACAAUUCCGUCCUGAGAGACGAUGUGUCCCAUCUGUACCAUUCCCUCCUGAGAGACGAUGUGUCCCAUCUGUACCAUUCCCUCCUGAGAGACGAUGUGCCCCAUCUGUACCAUUCCGUCCUGAGAGACGAUGUGCCCCAUCUGUACCAUUCCGUCCUGAGAGACGAUGUGCCCCAUCUGUACCAUUCCCUCCUGAGAGACGAUGUGUCCCAUCUGUACCAUUCCCUCUUGAGCGACGAUGUGCCCCAUCUGUACCAUUCCUCCUGAGAGACGAUGUGUCCCAUCUGUAUCAUUCCCUCCUGAGAGACGAUGUGCCCCAUCUGUACCAUUCCCUCCUGAGAGACGAUGUGUCCCAUCUGUACCAUUCCCUCCUGAGAGACGAUGUGCCCCAUCUGUACCAUUCCGUCCUGAGAGACGAUGUGUCCCAUCUGUACCAUUCCCUCCUGAGAGACGAUGUGUCCCAUCUGUACCAUUCCCUCCUGAGAGACGAUGUGUCCCAUCUGUACCAUUCCCUCCAGAGAGACGAUGUGCCCCAUCUGUACCAUUCACUCCUGAGAGACGAUGUGUCCCAUCUGUACCAUUCCCUCCUGAGAGACGAUGUGUCCCAUCUGUACCAUUCCCUCCUGAGAGACGAUGUGCCCCAUCUGUACCAUUCACUCCUGAGAGACGAUGUGUCCCAUCUGUACCAUUCCCUCCUGAGAGACGAUGUGCCCCAUCUGUACCAUUCCCUCUUGAGCGACGAUGUGCCCCAUCUGUAUCAUUCCCUCCUGAGAGACGAUGUGCCCCAUCUGUACCAUUCCCUCCUGAAAGACGAUGUGCCCCAUCUGUACCAUUCCCUCCUGAGGGGAAAGGUGUUUUCACUGUCCCUUUCUCGUGUGAGCGUCCUGGAAGUGUUGGGUCAACUUUCCGGUCGGCUGGAGACAGAGAUGUUCCAACCCCGUUCUUCUCGGAGCAGUUUGAUAGAUGAGCCUCAUCCGUGA
This is a messenger RNA of Haliotis rubra (blacklip abalone), 1743 nucleotides long. Its product is annotated as putative protein FAM47C. The record is from RefSeq and is a predicted model, not a curated record. The coding region runs from base 1 to 1743 and encodes 580 amino acids. Lineage: Eukaryota; Metazoa; Mollusca; Gastropoda; Lepetellida; Haliotidae. The transcript has a single exon.